Bathycoccus prasinos is the source of this 1704-nucleotide messenger RNA. RefSeq lists its product with no specific name. Gene Ontology annotation, molecular function: D-arabinono-1,4-lactone oxidase activity; FAD binding. The record is from RefSeq and is a predicted model, not a curated record. NCBI's taxonomy places the organism in Eukaryota, Viridiplantae, Chlorophyta, Mamiellophyceae, Mamiellales, Bathycoccaceae. Bases 1 to 1704 code for a protein of 567 amino acids. Gene Ontology annotation, cellular component: membrane. The transcript has a single exon.
AUGACGACUUCGCUUCUUCUUCUUCUCGGAGUUUUCCAACUCGUCGUCGUCGCGGAAGGUCGAGAGAAAAAAGGCGCGUUGUUAUCGAAUUUUCAAGGUUUAGCGAAAUGUCGAUACGACCAACGCGUGGCGUUUCCGAGAACUGAAGAGGAGUUGAAACGAAUUCUUUUGAGACGGGAUGUCAAAGUAAUCCGCGCGGUGAGCUCGGACGCGCACUCGUGGAACGAGAAGUUUUGGUGCGCGAGAACCACCGACGAGGAAGAGGAAGAGGAAAGGAACGUGAAUAUUUUUAUGAACGAGGUGAGAGUGGUCGAGGAGGAACAAAGUCGCGCGCGCGUGUUCGAUAAGAGAGAAUUGAAGGCAAAAGUUACGGUGGAUGCGGGAGAGAAAAUGAGAACGAUGCUUGAAUAUGUCGCGGAGGAAGGGUACGCGUUGAAAUCUGUGCCUUGGUUUAUAGAUCAAACCGUUGGAGGCGCGCUCGCGACGUGUUCGCACGGGUCGUCGUUAGCUUUUGGUUCGUUGUCGUCGCAACUCGUGAGUCUGCGAACGAUGCUCCAUAACGGAACCGUGGAAACGAUUUCGGAAAGGACGCACGGGAGAGAUGUUAUGGACGCGUUUCGGUGUCACGUGAAUCAACUCGGCAUUACGUUAGCGGCUACGUUCGAAAUUUUCAAGCAAGACGAGGUUCACAGAAUGAACCGAUUCGUGAGCGAAGACCACAUGCUCCAAGAAAUUGAAAUGAUCAGCGCCGCGGUGAGGAGGUGCGUUGACAACGGGAUGGAUUGGUGGCAUUCAUGUGCCAUGCGGCGCUCUGCCGUUCGCAAUAUGGAUGACUUAUCUUAUUAUUACUACGUUCCGACGAGAGACGCGCAACGCGUGAAGAUUCGCAGAGUAAUCACUGACUUUUCGAAAAGAACAAGUGGUGAUGAUGAUGAUGAUGAUGAUGAUGAUGAUGAUGCGAACGAGGAUGAUUUCUUAUUCUCGUCGUCGUCCUCACCUGCGCGAGUGCUAGAUGAGUAUUAUUUCAAAGCGUCGUCGGUAGACGCAGCAAGCGCGUCAGCCCAGAGCGUUUUAAAUCCGAGUUCCAUUCGGAAUCGUUUGAUGCAAAACGACGAUCUCGUCUCGGUGUGGACCAACUUAUGGCAAGACGCUCUCGAACCCUCCUUACAAAGUAUCGUCGCUUCAAACGCAAGCGCAUAUCUCGCGAUGACAGAAGAACAACUCGAUCGAAACGACAAUUAUCCGUUCGAUCAAGCAGAGCUCGCCGUGCCUCUGGCCAACGCGGGCGAGUGUUUACGCGGUUUCUUAGAUAGCAUAAGUGAACAAAGGCAAAAAUAUUGGAGAAGUCCAAUAUUAAUACGAUUCUUAAACGCGGAAAGCGCGUUAUUGUCCCCGGCGCAUGCGCGACCGAGCAUGUACGUAAACAUUGAAAACUACAAGAGAAGCGAAGAAGGAAAAGCCGCGUUCCGCGACGCGAUUCGUUAUUUAGCGUCGAAAGAGAAGUGCGAUGGAAGGUUGCACUUUGGCAAGUUCGGCUGGGAGGACGUUGAGACGUACUCUCUGUACGAAAAAUACGGGAAUGCGUAUUGUAAAUUUCUUUGCGUAAAAGACAGAUACGAUCCAUCGAGGCGAUUCGAGACGCGAGAGAUGAGUCGUAUUUUCGAAAGGGAUCUCGAUAAAUGCCUUCCACGUGCGUGCGAUUAG